AUGGAGUCCCUCAAUGGUGCCGCCGCGGACCCGCCUGCGGUUUCGCGCGAGACGGCCCCUGAACCCGCCAAAACGGGCUCCACCUUCACCAUUCAGUCCACCCGAUCGGGGGCAGCCCCCCCGGCGCCGAUUCGCCGCGGCCGCGGGACCUUCUCGGGCUGCCUUCACACGGAAAAACUCGAACGGCAGCCGCCCAGCGAGGCCGCGACUUCCGUCCUCACCGGCGCCACCACCAGCAUUGUUUUGCCCUCCUCGCAGCUGAAGGACGCCGCCUCGGAGGAAGGCGAGACCGACACCCCCAUCCCUGCCGCUUUUAACAAAAAAGACAUUCCCAUGAACAUGCCCCCACCGCAGCUCACCUCUGCCGCGAAUGCGGGGCGGGAUUAUUUAUUCGGCGGCGUCAUCAGCCGCGUAGAGGGGAUGCGGGAGGCGGAUACGGUCCGCCAGCUGCUCUUCCGCGGCGAAAAGCGGCGCCGCUACUGCGUAAUCGUCGGAAACCUCCAGAACGAGAAUAAAGAGGUCAUUCUGAAGUUGUUCGGGCAUCGAGGGAACAAGCCGUUUAAGCUGCAGAAUAAAUUAAUUCGCUUAAUUAACCUGUCCAUUGGGAGGCCACGGAUGCGGCCGGAGGACUUGGAGGAGGGGGACAUACCAACCGCCGGUGCCGCAGACAAUGAGCCCAACUGGGCUGAGGACCCGACCAAGGCGACUAAUUUCGCGGGGGGGCAGGAAGUUGAGGGGACUCCGAAUGGGUCUGAGGACCUUCCGAGCAUUGAGCUCAUAGAGGCGGAUCUUGAAGAGGCGUUCGCAGGGUCUGAGAAUCCCAACCCCGAGGUGAAAAAGGCAGUUAACGAAUCCGAAGCCGUGAAGGACGCGCACCGCGAUUCAACGGUGUCGAUCCCGGCGAAGGCGAUAACGCCGCCCGCCGCGCCCGAACCCUCCGACGUCGCCUUUGCUGAGCUCAACGCCCGCCAUAUCAAGGCCGGUUUCCCCGGCGUUGGCGAGGAUGUUCAGCCCUUGACGGAUGCCGAUGUCGGCUUCCAUUCCGACCCCCCCACCCCUGGCGAUCCCCACGACCUUUUCGAAACCGAACACUCCGAACCGAGUUCGCCCUCGCACGGCUCGAGCCGCCCGAAUGACCCCAGCGGGGGUUAUCACCCCGACGACGCCAGCGAGCACGGCGACGUCGACCACUACUUCGAUGUGCGCGAGGACGAGGUGGUGCCGCUCGUGGUGGAGCGCGGGAGCGGGGACCAGGGCUACGACACCACCCUCAACCACGACGUGGGGCUCGCCAACAGCCCAGUGCUGACGUCGAAAUACUUUACCACGCUCAAGGACUAUUUCCUACGGGAGUUUCGCUUUCUUCUUAGCCUCGAGGAUGUCCGGCCACAGCACGUUUCGCUGAAUAUUCACCUUGGCUCGGCGUACUGCUGUCUGGCGCGGCACGGCUCACACGCGACCCCGCUCAAACACGCCUCUUUUAUUCAGUUCGUCGAGCGCAUGAACGACGAGUCGAUGCAGUUAUAUUUUAUUAAUGAUUGCCCUACGUGCGUUUCGCGCGCGGUGGAUAUGGAAUGCGGCGCGCUCCACCACGAGGUCUCGCUGACCUUGGUUAAGAUCAACUUCUUCUCCAACGAGCGGCAGACUCGGAUGACGGCACGGGCGAGGUGGGAUAGCAAGGAGAACGCCUUCAAACUGGCGGAUAUGGAAGGGAUGGGGGUCUGCUUUAACUGGACCGUUUUUUCGCUCGACGACUUGGAUGCUGAGGCGGCGAAUAACCAGUAUUCAUCCAACGACGUUCAGUUGACCGGGGAUAGUUUUGGGAACCCUUAUGAGGAUACGUCCUCAAUGAAGGAUUCAACAGUCCUCGAAGGCGGCUCGGCGACGGCUCAGGCCACCGGGGGCCGCAAAAAGACGGUUGCGUACCCUUUCGAGGUUGAAUUUAGGGUGUUUCGGCGCUGGAAGCAGCACCAGGAUCACCCCGCCGCGGAGCUCGCGAACGCGAUUUUGGACAAACUCUCCCUUGCGGAGCACAACUUCAUCAACUACGGCUCGAGUGUGGGCUACGAGCGCAUGGAUCUUUCCCACGUCUGUGAGGAGGACUACGCCGCGGAGGACUACAACGUCGAGAGCAUUGUAGUCGAGCACACCUCGCGCGUGAAGCCUCGGGGUACCGACCUGCUUAUCGACACCACCACCUCGCUUUUUAUCGAGAAUUUCGCGGCGGCGCGGCAACUGAAGGAGCAGAUCGCGCAGUACGGCCCAGAGCGUGUGGCGGCGAUGCAGAAGCCAAGCAAUAACAACUUCAUGCGCGGGGGUACCAUCCCUGCCAUGGGCGCUCGGCAUACGCAAAAGCAGACGAUGCCAAGGGCUGCCCAAAACCGGGGCCGCGGCGGCGCGGGCAAACUGCCGGACUAUAUGGAGGAAGUACUUUGCCCGUCCUCGAAACUGACUUUCUUCCGCUCUCGUGGAUCAACGGUCCAUUGGAGGUUUCGCCCAUCGUAUAGUAUAAACGAGAACUUGGCGCCGCUGUCAGAGGCGAUGACCUUUGUACAACAGGUGUUGAAGACCGCAAAUAAUAUUGAACGGAACGCUCUGAGGGGCGGCGCAGCCCCGGAGGCACUUUAA
This is a messenger RNA of Phytomonas sp. Hart1, 2628 nucleotides long. NCBI's taxonomy places the organism in Eukaryota, Euglenozoa, Kinetoplastea, Trypanosomatida, Trypanosomatidae. The record is from the annotation of a GenBank genome assembly.